AUGAAGACCUCGAAACUAGCAAAAGAGACAUCUGCCCUCUUGAACAAGAUGGCUCCUCGCCCUUCCUCCCCGACAUCAUCAUCAACAAUAUCACAACAGCCGUCUCAAACCCGCCGGACGACGCGCUCCUCACUUGCGCGGUUCGCAUAUACCUCAACAUCUUCGGCCUCUGCCACGGAAUCCAAAACGACGGCGGCGGCGACGGCGACAGAAGCCGCACUUCAUGAUCUAGUACUGGGCGUCGCCGACAUUGAAGAUGUAGUCCCGAAUCCGCGGAGCAGGAAACGGAGAAGGGUUGCAAAGACGGAGGAACAAGAUGGCCACAGUACACCAGACGCCGCAGUCGCUACCGCAGCAGCAGCAACAACAUCACCAGCCAGAAUCAAAAUCGACCACGUCGAAACCGAAACGACAUCCACGAUCCACCAAACCCAAUCCCCCCCGAAACCACGCAAAGCUCGCAAACCAGCCCGCGUCAUCCGCGGCAACGGUACCUCUCCAUCCUUAGAAUCACCACACAUCGAACCCCCUUCCGAUUGGCUCGAAAUCUACGACGCUGUAAAGAAAAUGCGCCUCCACGGCGCGGCGCGCGACGCCGCUGUUGACACAAUGGGCUGCGAGCGCCUCUUCCACCCUGACGCCUCGGAGCGCGACCGCCGGUUCCACAUUCUCAUCGCGCUCAUGCUCUCGAGCCAGACGAAAGACACGGUCAACGCGGUGGCUAUGAAGAGGCUCAUGACGGAGCUGCCUCCGCAUGAACCCUCCGCGCCAGCCGGAUUAAAUUUGGAGAAUAUUUUGGCCGUGGAGCCUGUUUUGCUGAAUGAGUUGAUUUGGGCUGUGGGUUUUCACAAUAAUAAGACAAAAUUUAUCAAAGCAGCAGCCAUCAUCCUUCGCGACAAAUUCGACAGCGAUAUCCCCGACACGAUCGAAGGUCUCACCUCCCUCCCCGGCGUGGGGCCCAAGAUGGCCUAUCUCUGCCUCUCGGCGGCCUGGGACCGCACCGAGGGCAUCGGCGUGGACGUGCACGUGCACCGCAUAACGAACCUCUGGGGCUGGCACAAGACGACGCAACCCGAGGCGACGCGGCACGCGCUGCAGAGCUGGCUGCCGAAGGAUAAGUGGCGCGAGAUCAACUGGCUGCUCGUCGGGUUCGGACAGACGGUCUGCCUCCCUGUCGGACGCAAGUGCGGCAACUGCGAGCUGGGGUUGGGAGGGUUGUGUAAGGCGGCGGAGAGGAAGAAGGUUAAUGAGGGACGCAAGGCGAGGCAGGUCAAGGUUGAAGUGAAGGAGGAGGAGGAGGCCAGAGAGGUUGUCAUCAAGGCAGAAGAAGUCAUCAACGAGGAGCAGGUAAUUCGUGAUGUGGUUGUGAAUCAAGGCAUGGGGGAGCCGGUUCCGGCAGAUGAUGAACCGAACGUAGUUGCGAAUACGGAUGCACCGCGAAGAAGUCGCAGGGGCGGCUCAUCCCGGUAA
Molecule: messenger RNA, 1470 nt
Organism: Colletotrichum orchidophilum
Lineage: Eukaryota; Fungi; Ascomycota; Sordariomycetes; Glomerellales; Glomerellaceae
Product: HhH-GPD superfamily base excision DNA repair protein
Exons: 2
Coding region: 1-1470 (489 amino acids)
Biological process (GO): base-excision repair, AP site formation; nucleotide-excision repair; base-excision repair
Cellular component (GO): nucleus
Molecular function (GO): oxidized pyrimidine nucleobase lesion DNA N-glycosylase activity; DNA binding; DNA-(apurinic or apyrimidinic site) endonuclease activity
Source: RefSeq, a predicted model, not a curated record